CGGAAGGUGUAGUGAGUCAUCUGUGCGCAGAGACGAUCUGUGAGUUCCACCAUCAUCAGCUGUCACGCGUUUCACCGUCUUCUUAAAUUUACGUUCACCCUCAGCCGUGGGUUCGAUCCCGGAUCCAGACCCAGGACGUGGUGCGGAUUCAGUCCGAGUAGAGAGCCUGUGACCCGGGCGGUUCUCCAGCUGUGUCCCGCUCUCAGCUCCAGAUGUGACGCUGGAUUAAAGUGAAGCAUGAUGGGAGGUGGCAGAUGGACGAGCUGGUCGUGGACCGAGUGACACACACACACACACACACACACACACACACACACACACACAAAUCAUGGACCAAGACUUCAGUUUAAAUACACUGAAGAAGCUGGCAGCAGAACCAGACUACACUGACGUGUCGCUGACGGCAGCGGAGCGUGUUCGGGCACUGGGGAAGAUGGGAUUCAGUGUGGAGAUCAAUGACGACAUUACACCACGACGCUACUUCCGCUCCGGUGUGGAGAUGGAGCGCAUGGCGGCAGUGUACCUGGAGGAGGGCAGUCUGGAGAAUGCCUAUGUCCUCUACACCAAGUUCAUCACUCUGUUUGUAGAGAAGCUGCCGAGUCACAGAGAUUACCAGCUGUGCAGCAUUCCAGAGAAACAGCUCAUCAUGAAGAAACUUCAGGAAGUGGCAUUCCCUCGUAAAGACGAGUUGAAGAAGCGUCUUCAGGAGAAAUACAGCAGGGAACACAGCGAGUACCUCAGAGCCCAGAGCCAGGCGGUGGUGGUGGAUGGGUGUGGCCAGCAGCUGCAGUGCCUCUCCCUAUUGGACGAGGACAGGAGGCGGUUUUUGCUGUUGGAGGGGGAGAGACAGCGUGUCGCCGCCUUGCGACGGAUGCAGAUUGAAUCAGAACAGUUUCGUUACUUUGAAGACCAGCUGAGGCGUCAGGAACUGGCUAAUAGGAGAGGAGAGGAUGCGCCACAAAAGGUGGAGACCAAAGUACCUGAGGUGACGGACGGCUCCUGUCUAUCUCGGCCGCCAAUCAGAGAUGGUGUACGAUCCCAGGGGGUGGAUCCAAACAGAAACAGAGCUGCUCCCAUCAGCCAACGAACUGCCACUUUGGCUGGAGUACAUUCUCAGAAGAUGGAAGGUCUGAGGCGGGUGGUGAUUCCCAGAGAUCUGACGCAUCGUUUCCUCCUGUUGGCUGAUUCCAACACGGCCAGAGGAAUAGAAAUGUGUGGAGUUCUGUGUGGACGACUGACACACGAUGAGUUUGUGCUGACUCAUGUCGUGAUCCCCAAACAGUCGGCCGGUCCAGACUUCUGUGACAUGGAGAACGUGGAGGAACUAUUUAGCUUCCAGGACCAGCAGAACCUGCUGACGCUGGGCUGGAUCCAUACUCAUCCCACUCAGACUGCCUUCCUGUCCAGCGUUGACCUCCACACUCACUGUUCAUACCAGCUGAUGCUGCCGGAGGCCGUCGCCAUCGUCUGCGCUCCCAAACAUAAUGACACUGGCGUGUUCCAGCUCACUGCUCCAGGGAUGUUGGAGGUGUGCGGCUGCAGACUGAAAGGUUUCCACCCUCACUCCAAGGAGCCGCCUCUCUUUACUGUGUGUAAACAUGUGGUGGUGAGAGAGUCAAAGAUCAGCCUGCUGGACCUCAGAUGACAGACAGGAGGCGCUGUGAACUCACUCUGUGUCCACACUGGUUUUAAACAUUUGUUUUGAAGUCAACACACCUCUGCUGUGUGUGUGUGUGUGAGAGAGAGAGAGAGAGAGAGAGAGAGAGAGAGAGAGAGAGAGAGAGAGAGAGAGAGAGAGAGAGA
This is a messenger RNA of Paralichthys olivaceus (Japanese flounder), 1803 nucleotides long. RefSeq names its product STAM binding protein-like 1 (gene stambpl1). NCBI's taxonomy places the organism in Eukaryota, Metazoa, Chordata, Actinopteri, Pleuronectiformes, Paralichthyidae. Gene Ontology annotation, cellular component: endosome; membrane. Gene Ontology annotation, molecular function: protein binding; metal-dependent deubiquitinase activity; K63-linked deubiquitinase activity. Gene Ontology annotation, biological process: protein K63-linked deubiquitination. The record is from RefSeq and is a predicted model, not a curated record.